This is a messenger RNA of Zingiber officinale, 1249 nucleotides long. Its product is annotated as gamma carbonic anhydrase 1, mitochondrial-like. The record is from RefSeq and is a predicted model, not a curated record. The coding region runs from base 16 to 1023 and encodes 335 amino acids. NCBI's taxonomy places the organism in Eukaryota, Viridiplantae, Streptophyta, Magnoliopsida, Zingiberales, Zingiberaceae. The transcript is spliced from 5 exons.
GGAUGCAUAUUACCCAUGAAGGGCGAUACAGUAAUUUCGUCUCCGGCGAAAACCCUACUUCCUUCGCGGCUGCUGCUCCUCGCGGGUCUCCCAUUUCCUCUCGCUCUCUCGGUCUCUUCUAUUGCAGCCGCUGCUCCUUUCACUCCGUCGCCGGCGCCAAAAGGGACGACCUGUCUCGUCGCCUUAGCGAUAUCGAUGGGGACACUAGGUAGGGUGAUCUACACCGUCGGAUUCUGGAUCCGGGAGACCGGCCAGGCCAUUGAUCGUCUCGGCUCUCGACUCCAGGGAAAUUAUCUCUUCCAAGAGCAGAUAUCAAGGCAUCGCACACUUAUGAACAUAUUUGACAAAGUGCCUAAUGUUCACAAAGAUGCUUUUGUUGCUCCUAGUGCAUCUGUUAUUGGUGAUGUCCAAGUGGGCCAUGGAUCAUCAAUCUGGUAUGGAUGUGUUUUGCGAGGCGAUGUGAACAGCAUCUAUGUGGGAUCUGGCACCAAUAUACAAGAUAAUUCUCUCGUUCACGUGGCAAAAUCUAAUCUUAGUGGGAAGGUCCUGCCAACUAUAAUUGGAGAUAAUGUGACAGUAGGUCAUAGUGCCGUUUUGCACGGAUGCACCGUUGAGAAUGAAUCAUUUGUUGGAAUGGGAGCAGUCCUACUCGAUGGAGUAGUUGUGGAAGAGCAUGGGAUGGUUGCUGCUGGAUCCCUUGUAAGGCAGAAUACAAAGAUCCCUUCUGGAGAGGUAUGGGGAGGCAAUCCUGCAAAGUUCUUGAGAAAGCUCACCGACGAAGAGAGAGCUUUCAUAGCGCAAUCUGCAACGAGCUACACUAAUUUAGCCCAAGUGCAUGCGGCUGAGAAUUCAAAGUCGUUUGACGAGAUUGAGUUCGAGAAGCUUCUGCGCAAGAGGUUCGCCCGCCGGGACGAGGAGUAUGACUCCAUGCUCGGAAUAGUUCGCGAAACCCCCGCAGAGCUCAUUCUUCCGGACAAUAUCCUGCCCGACAAGGCCCGCGCCACCACCCCUUCUUCUCAAUAACAGUCAUCUGAGAGCUUCCUUUACGAGGAUGUUAAAUUGCUUUCAGCUGCUCGCUCAUGAAAUGCAUGAGCUUGAGAAAACCCUCGGCAGGGAUGUACCUCUGAGGUUAAUAAUUCGAAACUCUUCAUCCAUCAUUUCUUCCAAGAGCCAUGCAAAAUGGCAGACGGAUAGACUCCAAUUAUUUUGAUUUAUAUUUUUAUUUAAAUUUAGUUUAGUUUAAUGAUCA